This is a messenger RNA of Talaromyces marneffei, 2340 nucleotides long. RefSeq lists its product as uncharacterized. Gene Ontology annotation, cellular component: nucleus; chromatin. The transcript has 2 exons. NCBI's taxonomy places the organism in Eukaryota, Fungi, Ascomycota, Eurotiomycetes, Eurotiales, Trichocomaceae. The record is from RefSeq and is a predicted model, not a curated record. Bases 1 to 2340 code for a protein of 779 amino acids. Gene Ontology annotation, biological process: regulation of DNA-templated transcription; chromatin remodeling.
AUGGCUACUCCCCCGCCCGAGGGCACCACCGCUGUUCUGAAAGCAGACAAGCCGUUGCUGCCACCCACAGUGACUGACUUGCCCGCCGAUUCUCCUAUUAAUAGAUCACCUGACUCUCUCACAAAUGGAAUCUCAAUUCCUGAGAAGACAGACCUCAUGUCAGCCCCUGCUCUGAAUGGACAUGCGACUACUCAGCUUCCCGUUACAAACGGAACAACUAGCCCACAGAUCAAGACUUCAACCCCGCCAGCUGAGUUAAACGGCUUGAAAGAGCCUGAAGAGGUGACACAGAAAAAAGAGGAAGCUGACGCGACGCCACUUCCCACUGUGAAAUCCGAAGAAUCGAAAUCAGCGCUGCCUGAAGAGAGCGCUGCACAGCCUUCAGCAAUGGAAGAACCCAAGGAUCUUCCUCUGCAAGGUACUAUCGAGCCUCAACAGUCCACUGGGACAUCCACCGUUGUCACGAAUCCUCCUGUUGAGUCUGCUCCUAUCAAGGAAUCAUCAGAACCCACCCUUCCACCAGCAGAUAUUGAGAUGAAUGACGCCCCACUGUCCCCCACUAAAGUCCCACGCGAGCGAGAGUUGGAUCUGGAAGAUGAGCCCGCCGCGAAGCGCGCCAGAGUGGAUGAGGACGUAUCCAUGGCAGAUGGCAGCUUUGACAAGCCGGUCAUUUCUGUCUCCACUGAAUCUGCGCCGUCUUCAUCCACUCAAGCUCCCACGGGCAUCACUCCUCUCCAACAUAAAUUCUUGGCUAAGCAAUUGACGAAUCUCAAACGGUCUAACGACGCACGAUUUUACCGCGAACCUGUUGAUCCCAUCAAACUUAAUAUCCCUAGCUACUUCACCAUUAUUACCGAACCAAUGGAUCUGUCGACUAUCGAGAGCAAGUUGAAGAAGAACCAAUACAACGCCGUUGCGGAAAUUGUCGCGGAUGUUGAUUUGAUGGCCGGAAAUGCAGCUAAAUUCAAUGGUCCAGACCAUAUCGUUGCGCAAGAAGGCCAGAAAUUGAGGGCUCUGUUUGCAAAGCAAUUGGAAAAACUCCCGAAGCCUGAUGAGGUAGAAGAGAAAAAGCCCAAGAAAGUCGCACCUCCAAAGGAGCCUGCUGCGCGUCGCGAAUCCCGAGUUGUCGCACAACCUGCUCCUCCCAAACAAACCAGCGCUUCUCCCACUUUUGCACUGAAUCCCGAGGGUCUCCCAACCAUUCGCCGUGAUUCCACCAACCCUGACGGACGUCCGAAGCGCGCCAUCCACGCACCGAAACGUGACUUGCUCUAUUCUGCGAAACCAAAGAAGAAGAAGUUUCAGUGGGAACUCAAAUUCUGUCAGGAGAUAUUGGAUGAACUGCAUAAGCCGAAAUACUGGGCUGUGGCCAGCCCCUUCUAUUUUCCUGUCGACCCUGUUGCCCUGAACAUUCCGACCUAUCACAGCGUCAUUAAGAAGCCAAUGGACUUGUCCACUGUUCAGACCAAGUUGAAAGCUGGACAGUACGAGAAUGCCAAGGAAUUCGAGGCGGAUAUUCGCUUGAUGCUCAAGAACUGCUUCAAGUUCAAUAUCCCUGGAGAUCCAACUUACGUAGCUGGACAGAAAUGUGAGGAAGUUUUCAACAACAAAUGGGCUGCAAAGGCUCGCUGGGUUGAACAGCAUGAUCCAGAUAGCCACAACCAAAGCGGAUCUUCUGAUGAGGAGAGUGAAGAUGAAGACAGCGAGGCUGAUGAGGAUCAGGAGAAGCUACAGGCUCUUCAGCGACAGAUUGCUGAGAUGUCGAAACAAGUUGAAGCAAUCACGCAGAAGAAAAAGAAGACACCUCCUGCAUCCAAGAAGUCUGGAAAAUCUAAAUCUGGCAAGAAGGAUUCCAAGAAGGGCACCAAGGGCGACAAGAAGUCCAAGAGCGGCAAAUCAGAGAAACGCCAUGUCACAUACGCGGAGAAGCAGAUGAUUUCCAACGGAAUCAGUACUCUGAAUGACAAGAAGAUGCAGGAGGCUCUGAGGAUCAUUCAGAACAAUGUCCCGUCCCUCAAGGGUCUUCAGGAGACCGAAAUCGAGCUUGACAUCGAUGAGCUUCCUAAUGACGUACUCGUCAUGUUACUCAAAUUUGUCAAGAAGAAUGCUCCACAGGUCAUCGAUGAUGAGGAUAUGCCAGUCUCGGCAACUGUUCAGGCUAAGCCUAAGAAGAACAAGCCAAUGAGUAAAUAUGAACAAGAAGCUCAAAUCAACAUGCUCGAGGGCAGUCUUUCCCGGUUCCAGGGGGGCACCGGAUCACCAUACCCUGUCAACUCCGUUGAAGAUGAUGACAGCUCUGAUGGUUUUGAUGACGACUCUGAGGAGAGUGAGGAGGAGUGA